Phytomonas sp. Hart1 is the source of this 1893-nucleotide messenger RNA. Lineage: Eukaryota; Euglenozoa; Kinetoplastea; Trypanosomatida; Trypanosomatidae. The record is from the annotation of a GenBank genome assembly.
AUGACGGAGAAAAGUGCCUUCAAAGCUGAGUCAAACUCAAAAAAUUCAUCUUGUCAGCAACCAGAAAUAUAUGAAAAAAUAAAGUGGAAUGGUUGGGGUGACUAUGGUGUUGAGAUGAAGUUAGACCCCGAUCAUGCCCUUUGGGCUCGCCACGUAGAUGGCAAGCCCAUCAAAAAAAUCCUGGACUUCCUUCAUGAAGAGAUCGGCGGCGGCGUUGGUCCCAAGGAGGUGCCUUCUCUUUCACCAAGCAUCACUGUAAAGGAGGCGAUCGCAAAGCUCAACACACCAUAUAUUAACGAGGCCUUUCUGAAGGAAAUCUCCGCCGCAUUGGACAAGACUCAGGUACGGCCCGAUGGCAUGAGUCGCCUGUGUCACAUUGCGGGGAAAAACUACCGGGAUCUUUGGCGUAUCCGUAAAGGGAUUAUCGAGAAGGCCCCAGACUGCAUUAUCCUCCCUAACAACCAUGAGGACUGUGUCAAAAUUGUCCAGUUAGCUCAUAAGCACAACGUGGUGAUUAUCCCCUUUGGGGGCGGCACCAACGUCACGGGCGGCGUCGAGGCGAACCCGAUGGAGCAGACCCGCAUGAUCGUUUCUGUCGAUAUGCGCCGCAUGAAUCGAAUGUUGAUGAUCAACAAGGAAUCCCACAUGGCCACGUUUGAGACCGGCGUGCUGGGUCCGGAUCUCGACCGACAGCUGUUUGGCUACGGUCUGAUGUGCGGUCACGACCCGGAUAGCUACACGUACUCGACGCUUGGGGGAUGGAUUGGGGCACGGGGUAGCGGGGCGAUGUCGAAUCAAUACGGCGAUAUUGAAGACAUGGUGAUAGCACUGAAAGUGGCCACCCCAACAGGCAUCAUCGAAACGCCUGUGACCUCUCGGACGUGUGGAGCUGGUCUUAAUGAUCUUUUUAUCGGCUCCGAGGGAGCCUUUGGUAUUAUAACGGAGGCCACCAUAAAAGUAGAAGAUAUACCCGAAUCGAAAUAUUACGAAGGCUAUCUUUUCCCCACCUUCGAAUCUGCCUUCAAUGCCUUUCUUGAAUGCAAUACUAAAGGCAUCAAACCAUGUACAAUGCGCCUAUAUGAUGAGGAUGAUUUCCGUCUAAGCAGCGCCAUGAGUACAGCGAUGCACGGCCCGAUAGAGACGCUAGCGCACAAGGGCAUCAAAACGUACCUCGAGUCUGUAAAAGGGUGGAAUAUGCAAAAGGUGAGCCUUGUUAUCUUGGGUUGCGAAGGCACCAAAGAGCGGGUGAAGUUCCAGCGCAAGGAGGUGGCAGGUGUAUUCAAAAAGUUUGGUGGUUUCGGGGUUGGCAAGAGUCCAGGGGCUUCGUGGCAAGAGAAGAAAUAUGAUUUACCCUAUGUUAGGGAUUUCAGUCUUUCUCUUACGCAUUGGGCAGAUGUGUUUGAAACGAGCGUGCUGUAUUCCCAUGCGAUCUCCUGCUGGCGUGCCGUGAAGGAGGCCGUGAGGAAAAUUUGGAAGGAAAACGGUCAGCAUGGGUGGAUUGGAUGCCACACAGCGCAUCAGUAUAAGCACGGAUGCUGUCUGUAUUUUACAUUUGCCAGUUCACAGAAGGACGAUAACGAUAUGAAGAUCUUCUUACAAAUCAAGAAACGUGCCAUGGAUGCGAUGCUCAAAUUUACAGGAAACCUGACUCAUCAUCAUGGCAUUGGCUACGAACACGUACCAUGGAUGUGUCGCUUCAUGGGAAGCGGCUGUAUAGACUUACUUAUGACAAUCAAAAAAAAGAUGGAUCCAAAGAAUAUCUGCAACCCGGGGAAGCUACUUCCCUCAUUACCAAAAAACAAUGAAACGGAUGAACAAAUAAAGGCUCGUCAAGAACAAGAAAUGAUGUUUGAUAAGAUGGGGAUUCCGGGUUCAAUAAAGUCUAAUCUUUGA